AUGCCGGGACCGUCAAGGAAAGAGCGCCACUCGUCGUCCUCGGACCUCGAGGCGGAAUCUCUUAUCUUGCAUCGACUAUCCACCGACGCUUCUGGCACGUCUCGCAUUCAGUCCGUCUCUGGCGCCUCCGAUCCCACCCCACGCGUCACCGACGCGUACGACGACCUCGAUGCAGACUACGACGUCAAAUCGCCCCGUAUGGAGAAGCUUCCCGCCCGAGGUGUGCUGGAAGAUUCCAACAAUUCAACACGCAUCGACAAGACCGGCAGACCAGCUUGGUUCCGUGGCAUACUGGAAGGCGAUGUGCCAGGCAUGACGGGCGGUCGAGGUGCAGGUAUGUCUGCCAGCAUGGCCCAACGCAAUCGAAAGCAGAGGGCGAGGUGCAUGCGCCUCAGCAUGAUCGUCGGAGGUGGGCUGCUCGUGAUCGGUGCGUUUGUGUUUGCAUUGGGUCCAAAGGUAGGUGUGGAUCCGAACAAGUUUUACGAUUACAUGGGAGACAAGUGGUACGGUGAUAGCGGUGUGAUCCCUUUCGAGUUCAAUAAACCGGUCGGCUUUCCAGGCUUCUAUACGACGGGAGUUCCUCCAGACUUUGCAGAGCACAUGACGAGGACAGCCGCAGCACCGACGCAGACGAUCGGCUCAUCCCCGAUGCAAACGACCAUACCUGGAUUUCAGGAUGCAAACUUCAAACCUUUCGAACACAUGGGACCGCUCACACCCUACCUCUCAUCCUCCGGCUGGGGCGUAGACGAUUCCAAAUACUCCGGCACCCCAACCUCAUCCUCUGGCACAUCAUGCCGCCUCACCCAAGCGCACAUGCUGCAUCGUCACGGCGCUCGCUAUCCCACCGCGGGAGGACCGCCAGACGUCCUUCGCGAUUUCCUCCGCCAAAACCCUGCGCUCCGCUACUCUGGCAGCCUCGCUUUCCUCAACAACUACAAGUUCGGGGUAGGGGAAGAGCUCCUCACCCCUGUCGGACGAGGUCAACUCUACGACUCCGGCGUCAAAGCGGCCCUCCUCUACGGCAAACUCGUGUCCGACGAUCUCGCCGAACUCGACGCCCACAACAAACCUAAAACCCUCUUCGCCCGCGCCGGCAGUCAGCAGCGCAUCGUCGACUCCGGACUCGCGUGGCUCAACGGCUUCUUCGGCUCCAACUGGACCUCCACCACCUCGUUUGAGAUUCAGAUCGAACACCCGGGUUACAACACCACUACGGCACCUGAGUUCGCGUGUCCUGCAUGGUCACAUUCGGGAAACUCGCCCGGUGGAGCGAUGGCGGACAGGUGGGCGGAGACGUACCUGCAAGACGCCAUGCUUCGAUUUGGCAAGGACUUUGGAGGCGCGAAGCUGACCUCGACGCUGUUGUUCGCGAUGCAACAGAUGUGUUCCUACGACACGGUCGCUUUCGGAUACAGCGAUUUCUGCGGACUGUUCACGAGGCAGGAGUGGCUUGAUUACGAGUACGCUUGGGAUCUGAAGUUUAUGAACACCAACGGUGCCACCUCGCCGCUGGGAAAAGCGUACGGCUUGGGCUGGGUCAACGAGUUGGUCUCGAGGUUGACCAAAACACCCUGGAACCAGGAUACGCAGACGAGCGAAAACUCGACGCUGAACCUCGACUCAACCACUUUCCCACUCGAUCGAAGAUUCUACGUCGACUUCACGCACGAUUCCACCAUCACCUCGGUGUUGGCAGCCUUGGAGCUGCCCAACUUCGAGGAGGCGUUGAAGGUUCCAGAAGGUGGGAAAGGCGUGGACGAGAAGAGGAACUUCAAGACGAGCAAAGUGGUUCCGUUUGCAGCGAGGUUGGUUGUAGAGGUGUGGAAGUGCGAUACGAAGGAGGAGGAGGAGUUGGUGAGGUUCAAGUUGAACGAUGCGGUGAUUCCGUUGAGUCAGUACAAGGAAUGUGAGGAGAGGAAGGAUGGACUGUGUAGGAAGGGGAACUUGUUGAAGGCGUUGGCGGGGAGGAACGGAAAGGGUUGGUGGGAUAAAUGCAAGGUAUAA
Messenger RNA from Pseudozyma hubeiensis SY62, 2007 nucleotides. RefSeq lists its product as hypothetical. Lineage: Eukaryota; Fungi; Basidiomycota; Ustilaginomycetes; Ustilaginales; Ustilaginaceae. The record is from RefSeq and is a predicted model, not a curated record. Gene Ontology annotation, molecular function: acid phosphatase activity. The transcript has a single exon. Bases 1 to 2007 code for a protein of 668 amino acids.